Molecule: messenger RNA, 4566 nt
Organism: Caenorhabditis angaria
Lineage: Eukaryota; Metazoa; Nematoda; Chromadorea; Rhabditida; Rhabditidae
Source: the annotation of a GenBank genome assembly
AUGUCAAAAAAUCUUCGAAUCGGCGUCGAGAGUGUCGACGUGGAAAUCGACGAUGAUUCGGGAAUACUGUGGACAUCGCUGCAAACCGCGUUUCCAGGUGAGACCCAAUAAAAGGGGUACUGUAGGUUUUUUGGCGCGAAAAUAUUUCUACAGUACGCUUGAAUCUACAGUAGUAAAUUUACAUUUUUUGGACAAGAAAAAAUUAAUACAAAAUUAAAUUUUCAUCUACAGUAAUCCUAGACUUUAUGAUAAACACAGUAGGGAAUUUUAGGAUUACUGUAGGUUUUGGGGCGAAAAAUUUGAGAUACAGUAACCCAGUCUUAAAAACGCUCGCAGUAAACUUUACCUACAGUAGUAUUCAGCUCAGAAAAAAUUUAGGCUUCGGAUUACUGUAGUUUUUUUAAAUUAAAACUCUUGAACUACAGUAAUCCCAGGUUUUUUUGAGUGCUAGACAGAUCCACUGUAAAAUUUCCCCAGAUCAAUUUUUCUACAGUAAUCCCAUGAUACAGUAAUGCUUCUAGAAUACAUCUCCCCCUACAGUAACCCUACAGUAAUCUCAUGUUUCAGGCUGUUCCGGAAUGUACUACUAUCAAGAUCGCACUCAACCGAACCCCGUCAAAAAAUCCGUCAAAUUCGAUGGCUCAAAAUUCCGUGCACCUUCGGGUACCACGUGGCAAGAUUUCGAUUUUUAUGUUACGCUAAGUCAGCGAUGUCAUUCGGCUGGAGGUGGAGCACAUCAGAAUGGACAAACAUAUUCAGAAGCCACCAAGCAAUUCGAGAAAAGUGUGCAGGCCGUGCAAAAGAUGAUGGUGGCGAGUGGAAUGAAAAUUGGUGAGUUUUGGGUUUUUUCUGGGCUUUUUCUGGGCUUUUUCAGGCUUUUUCAGGUUUUCUAGGCUUUACAGGCUUUCCAAAAAAAACUCAAAUUAAAUUUUUUCCCGCCAAAAAUCCACGUGGCAAUUUUUUCGAAAUUAGCUGCGUAUCUGAAGUUUUGGCUGAGUAUCCAAUGUGUUUUGAUCCUUAAGAACCGCCCAUUUUCAGUGAUGUAAACGCGGAGCAUCGUUGUUGCAUAAAACUACAAGACUCCGCAUUGACACCCCCGUUUUUCACUGUGUAAACGCGGAGUAUCGUUUAAAUUUUGCAAAAAAAAAACAUAAAUGAGUGGGCUUUUUGCCACGUGGAUUUUCAAUUUUUUUGCAAAAUUAGCUGCGUAUCUGAAGUUUUGGCUGAGUAUCUAACGUGUUUGGGUCCUUUAGAACCGCCCAUUUUGGAUGGUGUAAAUGCGGAGCAUCGUUUGAAUUUUCUGCAGACCUCUCCCAUCUCCAACUCAAAAAACCACGUCGCCAAAUCGCAUCCACCAACUCAUCCACAUCAUCCGAAGAAUCCACCAACACCCUUCAAAACAUCCAAACGCGCCUCGAAAACAAGGCCGACGACUUAACGCAACUCGAGCAACAUUUUCUGGAUUUGGCGCGCAUUUCCACGGCCAAAGAUGAGAUUAUUCAAGCGAAUCGCGCGAAAAUCGCCGAAAUUUCGCGCGAUUCGCAGGGAAUUGCGGAGCGAUUGCGCGAAUUCGAGGCGAAAUGUGCGGCACAAGAGGAGGAGCUGGCGAUUUUGCGCGGUUUGGGUGGCGAAUUCGGGGCGACCAAGGAGGAUUUGGCGGAAUUGGUGAAGCAGAGAGCGGAGCUGGAGACGGCUGUGACAGAGUUGCAAUUGAAAUUGAUGCAGACACAAGAGGAGUGGGUUUUUUUUUAAAUUUUAAAAUUUACGGAAAGCCACGUGGCAAUUUCUUUGACUAGAAAAAUUUUGAAUUUGUACUUAGCCCAAGUUCAGGUCUCAAAAAUUAGGCUGAAAAUUUUUCGGAAUUUGAAAAUUCACGAAAAAUUCCACGUGGCAAUUUUUUUUGACUAGGAAAAUUUUGAAUCCAUAAAAAUUGGUUUUUUUUUGUCUACAGUAAUCCCGAGAUACAGUAAUGCUUCUAGAACUCAUCUACAGUACCCCCUGGAAGCUUUUUGAGAACUAUGUAUGUACAGUAAUCGAAAUCUCUACAGUAACCCAGAACAAUUUUGAAUAUAAAAAUAUUCAACUACAGUAAUCCACAGUAUAAAUAAAUAAAUUCCACAAUUAAAGCUACAGUAACCCUGAAAAUUCACCUACAGUAACCCUACAGUAAUCCAAGGCUCAUGUUUUCCGGAAUGUACUAAAAAAAAUUUUUGAAAAUUAAAAAAAAGCCACGUGACAUUUUUUUUUUGAAAUCUAAAAAUUUAGAAUCCAAAAAAAUGGUCAAAAAUAUUUUCCACGUGGCAAAUUCAAAUAUAAUCUAGAAUUUUUUUCGGAAUUUGAAAAUUGAAAAAAAAUUUCACGUGGCAUUUUUGACUAGAAAAAUUUUGAAUUUGAACUGAGCCAAAGUUUAGAUAUCAAAAACUAUGAAACAAAUUUUUGAACAAUUUUUUUGAAUCUGAAAAUUCACAAAAAUUCGAAUUCCACGUGGCAAUUUUUUUGAAAUCUAAAAAUUUCAAAUCCAAAAAAAAUUGGGAAAAAAUAUUUUCCACGUGGCAAAUUCAAAUCUAAGCUUAUGUUAGCCUAAGUUCAGAUUUCAAAAAAAAUAAAAUUCCAGAAACGAAUCAAACCGCGGUCGGCUCGAAACCAGUCAAAAUCGCAUCAAAGAGCUCGCCGAUCAACUCGAACUUCUCCAAACCUCAAAAUCGCUUCUCAAUCACGAGUUAUCGCAACUUCGACCAUUCGCCGAAGCCGCCGCAAUUGAAGAUUUCUCGGAAAUUCCGAAAUUCAUCGCGACGCUGGAUGAGAAUCGAAAAUUGCGCGAGGAAUUGGCGAAAAAGCGGGAGGAAUCUGAGAUGACACGUGGCGCUUUUGAUGAGUUGAACAAUGUGCAAACACCGAUUUUUGAGGAGAAUUUGAAGUUGAGGAAAAGGUGAGGCGAAAAAUCCAUGUGGUAUUUUUCUAGGCUUUUAGGCUUAUGCUUUGAAAACCUGAUUUUUUGACACCAAACAAGCCUAGGCUCAAAAUUGGCUGCGUAUCUCCAGUUCUGCCUGAGUAUUUAAUGUGUUUCCGCCCUUGAAACCGCCCAUUUUUUCAAGUGUAAACGCGGAGCAUCGUUUAAAUUGUUUUCGAAAAAAAAAUGAAAAUCAAGGUUUUGUUCCAAAAUUUUGAAUUCCAAAAUUUCACGCCAGAAAUUUAAUUGCAAUUUUUUUCAAAUCAGCUGCGUAUCUGAAGUUUUGCCUGAGUAUUUAAUGUUUUUCGUUCCCUAAAAACCGCAUUUUUGAAUGGUGUAAAUGCGGAGCAUCGUUUGAUUUUUUUUUUGAAACAUUUUAAAAUCAAGCAAAAUUUUUGAAUUUCAAAAUUUCACGUCAAAAAAAUUUCAGAAAUUUCGUUUCAAUUUUUUUAAUUAGCUGCGUAUCUGAAGUUUUGGCUGAGUAUCUAAUGUGUUUUGGUCCUUAUUUUUGAUGGUGUACAUGCGGAGCAUCGUUUGAAGUUUGAAAUGUCGAAAAAAAAUUCAAAUUAAAUUUUUUCACGCCGAAAAUCCACGUGGCAAUUUUUUUAAAUUAGUCGCGUAUCUGAAGUUUUGGCUGAGUAUCUAAUGUGUUUCGGUCCUGAAGAACCGCUUUUUUUAUGGUGUAAAUGCGGAGCAUCAUUUGAAUUGUUUUCGAAAUAAAAUUCGUAAUCCAUAAAACCGCCCGUUUCUCACCGUGUAAACGCGGAGCAUCGUUGAAAUUCCAGAAACGACGAUUUAUCACGACGUUUCGAACACGUCGACGAGGAAAUCAAAUGUUUAAACGAAAAUUGGGCCAAAGAAAUGCGAGAAAAAACCAAUGACUGGAUGAUGCUGGUAAGCUCGAAAAAACUGGGGAUUUUCAGCGGAAAAUCUGUAAUUUUUGCAGCGCACCGAACUCGAAAACGAAAUUCUCCAACAACGCGAACAAAUUCAACACCUCCAACAUUUUCUCGAAGCCGCCACGCGAGAAGCGGCUGAAAAUGCGCGAAGGUUAGAUCCGAUUUCUGAAUAUUCGAUAGAUUUUUGAAUUUCGCGCCAAAAUGUACCGUAUUUUCUCAGAAACGUCAUCAAUAAUUCAUGGAAUUGGUAAAAAAAAAACCAAACCUUUUAAUAGUUUUCCCCGCAAAAAUGCCUGAAAAUUCAAAUUUCUCUCCAAAUUUUCCCCAUUUUUCUCUCAAAAAAACAAUAAAGUUUUUUGUUUUGAAUUAAAAUUUCCACACUGAUUUGCAGAAUUUCGGAAAUCGAGACGGCGAGCGCCAAAAAAACCGCGACGCAACAUGCGUCGCGCGUCGAGGUGAGCAAGAUUUUCAGUUCUCUUCGCUUUUGAGUUACCCUAACUUUUUUUGCAUGUGGUUUUUUGUUUAAUAAAUUAUUUCUACUAAUUAGCUAGCUUUCAAUUAAAAAGAAAUUUUCAGACAGAACUUCGUGAAAAAGUCCGCAAUUUGUCGGAAGAUUUAUCCGAAUCGCAAAGAUGUGUGGCGGAUUUGAAUAUUUUGGUAGCCAAUUUGGCCAGUGAUGCAAAUAUGUCAAGAAGAGAUAUUUCGGAUUUAUUGUAA